Molecule: messenger RNA, 1368 nt
Organism: Spodoptera litura
Lineage: Eukaryota; Metazoa; Arthropoda; Insecta; Lepidoptera; Noctuidae
Product: retinol dehydrogenase 14
Source: RefSeq, a predicted model, not a curated record
AUUAUGACAUUAACUGACAUUUGAAUUCGUGCAAAAUACGGAUACGGACGGCUGAAAAGUUGUGCUGUAAUUUUGUAACGCUUUCAAGUGAAUUAUCGGGAAUUUAUUGUGUUUUUCUGUAGUUAAUUAUUCGUAAGCAUGGUGCCGUCAACUGUGGUUUACGUUGCGGCGGUGCCAAUCUCAGUUAUUGUUGCGCUGGGUUUGCUUCGCAAGUGGAGGUCCAGGAAAUGGGCUAGCUGUGUGAGCAAUACAUGUUUGAGAGGGAAAACCUUCCUUAUAACAGGAGCCAACAGUGGCAUAGGGUAUGAAACUGCCAAGGCCUUGGUUAGGAGGAAGGGCAGAGUGAUAUUCGCGUGCAGGGACAUAGGUAAAGCCAAGGAGGCCAUCGCUCUUAUCCGCAAAGAACAACCACUUGGCGGGGAAAUGAUCCCCAUGCAACUAGAUCUAUCAUCAUUUGAGUCUAUAGAGAACUUUGUAGAAGUUGUAAAGGCAGGGUUCCACAAGAUUGAUGUACUUAUCAACAACGCUGGCGUUGUGGUACCAUUGAACCAGGACCUUAAAACUAAGGAAGGUUUUGAAAUCCACUUCGGCGUGAAUCAUUUGGGCCAUUUCUAUCUUACGAACUUACUAAUGGAUCUUCUAAAGAGGGCUACACCAAGCAGAAUAGUAGUCGUGUCUUCAACGCUGCACGAACGUGGAAAUAUCAACUUUGACGACCUCAACAUAAGGAAGGAAGUUGAACUGGCAAAGAAAACCGGAGGCGGUUCUCGUCACAAUCCUGGUUACAGCAACUCGAAGCUGAUGAAUGCUUACUUCGCGAGGGCGUUGGCGUGCAACUUGAGGAACACUGGCAUUGAUGUCAACCUGGUCUGCCCUGGAUUCUGUGCUACCAAUCUGUUUAGGUAUUCAAUAAAAUGGUACCACUACAUAUUUAUGGCGCCUAUAUUGAUUGCUUUCAUGAAGACUGCUAAACAAGGUUCAGAAACAGUAGUCUUCUGCGCCACAGACCACAGCAUCGAAGGUAAAACAGGUAAGUUCUACCGCGACUGUGCUAUAUACAACUCUAAAUACAACUUCGAUAAGGACGUGGAGACCAAGUUGUGGAAUGUCAGCGAAGAGCUGGUGAAGGCUAGGAAACCUCUAUGAACGUAAUCUGUGGAGGACAUAGUUGUUUAGUUGUCUAUACUCCGUUCAAAAUAACAUUACACAUGAGAAAAAUGUUUUUUACUGUCCAUUCAGCGGAUUUUGACUUUUAUUUCGUUGGUGGAAUGACGAAUGGCGACUGCAGUAAAUGGGUGUUUCUUCAAAAAACUUUAACUUUUAUUUAACAAAUCAUUAUCCUCCCGCGUUGUUAAGCAUCGCGGUAAC